This is a messenger RNA of Nematostella vectensis (starlet sea anemone), 1540 nucleotides long. RefSeq lists its product as uncharacterized. The annotation marks the transcript as partial. Gene Ontology annotation, biological process: mitochondrial calcium ion homeostasis; calcium import into the mitochondrion. The transcript is spliced from 2 exons. NCBI's taxonomy places the organism in Eukaryota, Metazoa, Cnidaria, Anthozoa, Actiniaria, Edwardsiidae. The record is from RefSeq and is a predicted model, not a curated record. Gene Ontology annotation, cellular component: uniplex complex; mitochondrial inner membrane.
UUACCUUCUACUACACGCCUGCAGCCCACGCUUCGCAGACCAUCUAGUUUUUCUAGCUUUUCUGUUAUACCACAACUUGACGCGGGUUGCCUGUGUUCCUCUCUAGCCCUACCAUACCCAACACAGUAUUUUUGUCAGCGUGUUGUCCGUCGCCAUUUUGGGAGUAUACACUCGAGAGAUUCGAACGACAAACUACACUGUUUCUGCAAGUGUUUUAUUCAAGCAAUCUCCAAACAUAUCCUUACAGUUUUCAGAGACGAUAGAAAGUUCUUCAAAAUGGCCAGCAGAAUCUUUGGAAGUCUUGCCAAUGCGUCAAGAUCCUACCUCCACCCAAGAGCAUCACUUGGUAAAAAACUCUCACUGACCCAACAAAGGACAAUCAAGACCACAGAAACGGGAGCUGUUGCUAGCAAGCCAGACCAUGUCAGUUUUGGCUUGCUCAAGGUCAUUGUAGUUGUGAUACCAUUCAUAUAUGUUGGUGCUGUGAUAUCGAGGGAGGGAGCAGCUUGGCUUGAAGAAAACGACAUCUUUACACCUGAUGACGAUGAUUAAUCUAGCCUUCUCAAUAUUUUUUAUGGAAUAUUUAUUGGAUAAUGAUAAUGUUCAAUUUUAUGUUAGCAUUUUUGUAGGCAAUUACAUAUACAGACGUGGUCAUAGCUAGUAAUUUUUUUAAUGGGGAAGGGGUGAGUCAUAGUAGCAAACUGAAGAUUUAUGACAGCAGAGGACAACAAUGGUGCACAAGUUAUAUUUCUCUGCACCUUAAAGAGAAAAUGAUAGCUACACACACUUAUGUGUAUGCUGUCGUAGUCUCUCUGCCGUUGUAUAUUUUUAGUCCCUAAUUCUAAAGAAUGUAGAUGCAAUUUCUUCCAUGUGUCAUUUGUAAACGAUACUACUACUCGACCCAGGGAGCAGAUAAAACAGGAAAUAUGUCAAUAUCGAGUCCAUAUCGUAACUAAGUACCAUAUACUGGCACUGAUAUUGUAAUUACCUGUAUUGUAAUGUUGUUUGUAAUGUUUUCAAAUUUUAAUGUAGUAAUGUUUUUAAUGUAUUAUUAUUUAUUGACGCAAGCAGUUGUGAAGGAAUUGCAAAUAGUGUGUAUUGAGAACCCAAAAAUGAAGAAGCCAGGAGUAUCAAUCUCAUCAAACAAUAGUUAGAACGCGUUCAUUUUCCCGGUAAAAUUGAAAAUACUACACAAAGUUUCAAUAACUGCAUUAAUCAGAAUUCCAAUUUUUGGGGUCGGUCUUCAUUCGCUGUUACAAAAGCAAAAUGAAAGUAGAUAGAAUUAUAUAUGCGCACAUGUGAACACAGGGCGCCCAAGCUCACAGUUAGUGGUUUUAGGGUUUUGUGAGAAAUUCUUAAUAAAAACGCACGAAACUCACCGAGAAGUGAUCAUUUUAAUUAUCUCUGUGAAGUUUCGUAAAAUUCAGUCACCCCUAUCUCACUCAACAAAGUAUACUGUGAGUUGAGCUCCUUGUGAUGUGAAUUCACUUGUAAACCAUGUAGUGUAUUCGGUGUUGUAAUAAAUUUGUAUAAUAAUUUA